Molecule: messenger RNA, 2730 nt
Organism: Closterium sp. Naga37s-1
Lineage: Eukaryota; Viridiplantae; Streptophyta; Zygnematophyceae; Desmidiales; Closteriaceae
Source: the annotation of a GenBank genome assembly
AUGCGGUUUGGAUUGGAAAUUCGCCACCAGGACGGCACGAGGGCGGCAGCAGGGCGGCGAAGGGGCGGCACGAGGUGGAGUGUUGCUGCUGCCGUGGGUGCUCUGCGGAUUCUUUCUUCUCUCACUCUCCCCGCCCUCACCCUCCCACCUCAGGCUCCUCCCGCUCUCCUCCCUGCCCUCCCCUCCCUGCCCCUCCCCCCUCUCCCCACCGCCAGACCGCAGUCUAGGAGGCUACGUCCCUCUCCUCAGCACGGAUCCCGCCAAGCUGCCGAAUCUCAACACCACCGCAGUCUGGGCUACAUCCCCCCCCCCAGCAGGGAUCUCGCCCAGCUGCCCAAUCUCAACACCGUCUCGCGCUACCUCACCGUGGGUCUCACGCUCGAAGCCACCACCCAGAAGCUCACGUGGGACUUCAAGCGCAGUGUGGACCACAGCUCGCUGUUUGAGACUGACGGAAAUUUCGACCAGGGCAACUGCGGUUCCUGCUGGGCCUAUGCAGCAGCCAGAGCAAUCCAGGCCGCGUAUGCUCUCGUCGCGGACCCGGACUCCUUCCCCAGCGGGAUGAGGCUGUCCGUGCAGCAGCUGGUGGACUGCACUGGCGCUGCUGCUGCUGCACCUGCUGCUCCCUCCUCAAACAACUCACAAUACCCCCGCCUCCCCUCUGCUCGCCUCCCUGCCCUCCCAGGUUCCUGCUGGGCCUAUGCAACAGCCAGGGCAUUUCAGGCCCGGGCGGCGUAUGCUCUAGUCGCGGAACCGGACUCCUUCCCCGGUGGAACAAGGCUGUCCGUGCAGCAGCUGGUGGACUGCACUGGCGCUGCUGCCUCUCCAAACGCAAUAACAACCCCGCCUCCCUUCCCCUCCGCCCUCCCCCCAUUGCAGGAGUUGUGGAAAAUCUCGAUGUACGAGCAGGUGCUUCUACCAGGACCGCUGGGGCUGGCGGCUGGGCCCAAGUACAACAUCAGCAUGUAUGAGCAGGUGCCACUGCCGGGGCCGCUGGGGCUCAUUCUCGCGCUGCAGAAUCAGCCUGUUAUCGUCACCAUCCGCGCCUCCUCCCAAGACUUUAUUGACUACUCGGGUGGCAUAUACGAGGGCGUAUGCUGCUACAGCCCGCUGGGGACGGUAAUGGAUAGCGGAGGAAGAGGAGAAGGAGGCGAUGGGUACGGAGCGACGGCCACAGCCACCAACAACACGGCCCUUCUGGACCACGUGAUGCUGGCCGUGGGGUACAACUAUGAUGCGCCGGGCAGCUGGGAGAAUUACUUCAUUCUGAAGAACAGCUGGGGGCCGCAGUGGGGCGAGGGCGGGUACAUGAAGAUUCGAAUGGAGAAUGGGCCGUUCGGCACGUGCGGCAUGCUGGUGAAUCGCGGGCUCUACCCCAUUGUGAAUGGUGAGGCGCGUUCUGAAAGUGCCUCAGCAGCGAGAACCUCGUCGCACUCACUCCCUCCACUCUGCUCUCAUUCCCCUUCUCCCCUCCCAACAGUCAAUGUGUGCAGCAUUCUACCCAACAAUCCAUGUGCCGUGGGGCAGUGCAUCAACAGCGGCGUUGGCGGCUACUCUUGCCUCUGCCCGCCCAACUACAAGCCCAGCCUGCUCGCCUCCGGCCAGACCACCUGCGUGCCUGGUGAGGCUAGGAGUGUCUAUUCGUGCCUUUGGUGUGGUGGUGGGGUGGGAAUGGUGUCUAUCCGUGCCUCUGCCCGCCCAAAUACAAGCCCAGCGCGCUCGCCUCUGGCCAGACCACCUGCGUGCCUGGUGAGCGACAGAUGUCUCCUACUCGUGCCUCUGCCCGCCCAACUAACUAAGAGGCCAGCCUUCUCGCCUCUGCUCGCCUUUGGCCAGAUCACCUGUGUGCCUGAUAUGUCAACGAGCAGUGCAGCAGCAGUCCAGAGGGCGUACACAGUGCAGGGGGGGGAGACGUGUGGUGCCAUCUACGGCUUCAUCGGCCUCACCCAGGAGCAGUUCCUCCUGCAGAACGAGGAUGUGGACUGUGACGAUCUCAAGGCGGGGCAGGUUCUGAACACCUCCAUUCCUGCCUCGGCUCAAGUGUGCCGCGUGCGCUACUCUGUCACCCAGGCGGAUGCAGCAGCAAAGACCUGUGAUCUCAUCAACGAUCGCUUUGGCAUCGACGUCACGACCAUCAACCCCAGCCUUGACUGCUCAAGCCUCGUGCCCAAUCAGCAGAUCUGCAUUCAGGUGGGGGACGCAGUGUCAGGAGUAGCGGACUACAACCUGUGCACGAGCUACCUGCCUGUCAACGAGUGGAUCACGUGUGCCGACCCUGUCGACUCGUACGGCCUCUCCUGGCUCGACCUCUACCGCCUCAACCCAGGCCUCAACUGCGACACGCUCUCCUCGCUCACAGGCUCCGAGGGUGGCGCAAGGGGGGGUGGCCAUGGGGAAGCGAAUAGAGGGCUUGUGGCGCUAGGGAGGGCGCAAGGGGGGGUCCUGGCAUCCACUGCGGCACCCUCACAGCACAAAGGGGGAAGUGGUGGGGUGGGGGUGGGGGGAACUGGCACUUGCACCGGCACGCCGUUGGGAGCGGUGGCGUGCGGUAAGGCGCGGUCGAAGACGGUGGCGAACCGGCGGUACACGGUGGGGGCGGGGGACAGCUGUGCGUCGCUGGUGGUGGUGCAGUUCCAGCGCCAGCCGCCGCUCGUGGGCCAGCUCAACCGCAACUGGAUGUGCCGCUCCCUGAGCCUCUUCGCUGGCAUGCCCCUCUGCAUCCCCUCUUAG